Molecule: messenger RNA, 814 nt
Organism: Telopea speciosissima
Lineage: Eukaryota; Viridiplantae; Streptophyta; Magnoliopsida; Proteales; Proteaceae
Product: cancer-related nucleoside-triphosphatase homolog
Exons: 6
Coding region: 80-658 (192 amino acids)
Molecular function (GO): ATP hydrolysis activity
Source: RefSeq, a predicted model, not a curated record
UACACAGACAGGGCAUAGACGAGACAAGAGAGGGUGGGUGCGAAAGAGCGUGUGUGCGUGUCUGUGAGAGAGAAAGGGAAUGGCAGCUCCAGGGAAAUGCUUACUCGUUACGGGCCCUCCUGGUGUCGGGAAGACCACUUUGGUGAUGAGAGUGUUGGAGAGCCUCCGAACCUUAAAUCCUAACUUCAAGAUUCAGGGUUUCUACACUAGUGAGAUUAGACAAGGGACCGAAAGGGUUGGGUUUGAAGUAGUGACAUUAGAUGGUCGAAGGGGUCCUCUUGCUUCUACAACCAAUUCAAGCCCAGAGGCUCUCAGAUGGCCCAAUGUGGGAAGGUACAGAGUAGAUGUAGCAUCCUUUGAAUCACUGGCACUGCCUGAAUUGCAGGUCAAAGGAGAUACUGAUCUCUUCAUAAUUGAUGAAGUGGGGAAAAUGGAGUUAUUCAGUUCAUCGUUCUUUCCUGCUGUCCUAAAAGUUCUAGAAUCCAAUAUCCCAGUCUUGGCAACUGUACCAAUACCAAAGUUUGGCCGUGACAUACCAGGAGUUGCAAGGUUGAAGAAUCAUCCAGGAGCAACAUUAUUCACACUGAACUCCAGCAACAGGGAUGCAAUCAAAGAACAGAUUUAUGCACAACUAGUGGACUUGCUACAAAAGUGCUAGGUACCCAUGCAAUUCUUGAAUGGUUCACUUGUGAUCAGCCUUUUGAAUCCAUAAUUGUCUCUUCUUUGUCAGAAAUUUUAGUGUGAGAAUGCUCUUUUGAAGCCUUUUGCUUCAAUGGGUGGAGCUACAUUAAUCUUCUUGGCAGGCAUUCGAGAU